Messenger RNA from Protopolystoma xenopodis, 2318 nucleotides. The record is from the annotation of a GenBank genome assembly. NCBI's taxonomy places the organism in Eukaryota, Metazoa, Platyhelminthes, Monogenea, Polystomatidea, Polystomatidae.
AUUUGGCGCUCGGCCUCCACCAACUGGCUGACCUCGUGCACCAGCUCUCCUACCCGCCAUCGCAGCCGGCGCGGCCGGCCGGCGCGAGCGCCACCCUCGCCGACGCCCGGCUCUACCGGCUGCUGGACGCCAGCGCCGGCCGGCCGCGCUCUCGGGCGCGCACCCUUUGGCUGGUCAAUAAGUACCAUUGCAUCCGCCGCCUCGCCGAGCUCUGCUUCCGGCAGCCCAGCCUCAAGAACGAGCUCUUCCUCUUCCUCAUGCACCAGGCGGUGCCGCCGGCGCGGCUGGUCGGCUCGCGUGGCCACGCGAGCGCGGGCGCACGGCGCAGGCGGCUGCGGCGUCCGCUCGCGCUGUGGUGCAUCGGGGCGGGUGGCGAAGCGGGUGAAGAGGACAGCGAAGCCGGCGACGAGGGCAGACGUAGGGAGGGAGAUGGGAAUGAGGAGGAGGAGGAGGAGGAGGAGGAGAGAGAGGGGCAUGAGGAGGGGGGCGAGGCGGAGGUGGAGGCGGAUGAGGUGGAGAAGAUGCGUGGCACCGCCUCGGGCCGAGCGUCAGAGAGGGCAGUGCGCAGACCGGGUGGAGGCUACCCGGAGGCUUGGAGGCCGGUGAUCGUGGUCUGGGAGUGUCUCUGCCUCUGUCUGACGCUGUUCCUCCCCUCGGCUCCGGUGGUCGCCUGCCUUCAAGCCUUCCUCGCCCAGUUUCCCCGGCCCCAGGCGCCCGGCGCCGACGCGUCCAGCCUCAGCGACGAAGUGUGUCGCUAUGCGGCCUUCUGCCGAGAGACUCUUGCACGCACGCAGCUGGUCGGCGGCCGACGCGCGGCGCCCUCUGGCCUCGAGGUGGCCGCGAUCUCGUUGCGCAACCCCUUCCUGCACGCGUCCCCCUUCAGCCUGCCCGUCCAUUUGGCCACGCCGUCGCCCGCCUACGAGGUGGUCGGCUUCGACGGCGCCACCUGCGUCGGCCAGCUGGCAGGCCGCGUGGCCGGCCGUCUCGGCAUCGGCCAGUGCCUGACGACCGGCGACUGCCUCUGCGCCGUCUACUGCCGCCUCCGGCCGGCGCCCGACUGCCGGCUCGUCUACCUGGACCCGGGCUGGCGAGUGUGCGACGCCAUCGCCUGCUACGAGACGGCCGUGCUGAGGGCAGGCGCGGCGGCGGCAGCGGCCGCGGCCGCAGCGGCUGCGGCGGCGGCGGCAGCCGAGCUGACGGUGCAGUUUGUCUUUCGCCUGCAGGCCGUCGCAGCCUCGGCACUGGGGCCGGCGCGCCGGCCGGCUCGGCCGCAGGCCUCGGCCACCAGCCCAGCUCGCGCGCGCCUCCUGUGGCUGCUGGUGCGCCAGCUGCACGCCGACCUGCGCGCCGGCCUCUACCAGGCGCCCGUGACGGGCGCCGACAUUGUCGAGCUGGCCGCUCUGCUGGCCAGACUGGAGCACGCCGACUACGCCGACCUGCUGCGCCGGCAGGACGCCACGCUGGUGCAGCUGCUGCAGGCCUAUCUGCCGGCCGAUUGGCUGGCCGAUCGGCUGAUCGAUAGUCAGGCUUUAACUCAGCUCAAACUGCUAUUGGUCGAGCGGUGGAGCCGCAUCGUGGACUGGCAGGAGGCGGUGCUGCGGCCCGGCCUGUGCGAGGCCGACAACAGGGCGGACGAGGCGCAGGCGGGCGACUGCGACGAGGCGGGCCGACUGGGCCAGGCAGAGGCGCGCGUGGCCCGGCCGGCCGCCGUCGCCUCCUGCCAGGCCUACCUGGCCAGGCUGCGGCGCGUCUGCCCGGCCCGGUUCGGCCUGACCGCCUUCGCGUGUCGGGCACUCAACUUGCCCGGCCAGUCGACGGAGCAGAUCGUCUGGCUGCUGCCGAGGCCGGAUCGCAUCAAUCUGCUCCACAUUCUGCCCGCGCGCCCCGCCGCCGCUGUCGGCCCCGCGGGCACUCGCGUCGAAUGCAUCAAGUCGAUCCCGCUGCGCUGCCUCGUCUCUUUCGGAGGCCAGAAGGGCAACGUCUACUUUCUCGUCUACGUCGACUUGCCCGCGCCCUCAUCCACGGCCACCCAACACGGGCCUGUCGAGGCCAGGCCGCGCUGGCGGCCCGCGACCGCUGGCGCCAGUCCGCUCAGGCCGGCGCUCUCCUCUCAGACACGCCGCGGCUCCCGGCGUCCGGGCGCCGAGGCCGCGGGGCCGCAGAUGCGUCGGCUGCAACUGCUCAUAACCGACCUCUGCGCCAUUCUUGAGCUGACCAGCACCUUGCGCUUCUAUCUCGAGGCGGCGGCGACGGCGGCGGCGGCCCAGACAGACACGGACACGGCAACGGCCAAGCGGGCGACAGGCCGCCAGACAACC